GCUCCGUGUGGCUCCAGCGGCUCUUGUGGUCUUUCCGGAUCAUGUAAUCCAUGCGACCCUUGUGCUCCGUGCAGCCCGUGUGAUGCAUGCGGUCCGUGCCGUGCUUGUGGUCUUCUGGACCAUAUAAUUAAUGCAUCCUGUGUUCCAGACAGCCCUUGUUUUCCUUCUAAUUCAUAUGGUCCUUGUGGUCUGUGCAGUCCGUGUGGUCCGUGCAGUCCUUGCAAUCUCUGUGUUCCUUGCGGACUGGCAACGCGUGUGAUCCAAGCGGCCCUUACGGACUGUGCAUUCCCUGUAACCUGUGUGGACCUUUCGGCAAAUCUAACCCUUGCACUCCAUGCGAACCGAUAA
Molecule: messenger RNA, 348 nt
Organism: Rhagoletis zephyria (snowberry fruit fly)
Lineage: Eukaryota; Metazoa; Arthropoda; Insecta; Diptera; Tephritidae
Product: male-specific sperm protein Mst84Db-like
Source: RefSeq, a predicted model, not a curated record